CGUUCACUCAGUUGGGGGAUGUGGCAGUCGGAUGUGGCAACUCAGACGCGGACUAUUGUGGCAAUGAGCCAGUGGCUAACAGUAUCGGAUUAGCUAAGGAACGAAGCUGCAUUUUUUUUUUAACGUAACUUUUUUUUGUUAAAUAACUUGGGGAAGGGUUCUGAUGUCGAUGAUUCUGUUGGUAGGGUUUCCCUGACACCUUGCUUGAAAAACAGAAGGAACUGCGUAUCAAACUGAGUGUGUAAUCCUCUGGUCCACAUCAUGUCCAAAAGCAAGAGUUCAGAGUCAGUGAAAGUAGUGGUCCGUUGUCGCCCCAUGAAUGAGAAAGAACUGGCAGCCACAUAUGAGUGUGUGGUGUCUGUUGAUGUCAAAUUUGGUCAAAUUAUUGUCCGGAACCCCAGGGAAGCUUCUGCUGGUGAACUGCCCAAAGUGUUCACAUUUGAUUCAGUCUAUGACUCCAAUUCAAAGCAACUAGAUUUAUAUGAUGAAACCUUUAGGCCCCUUGUGGAUUCCGUUCUCCAAGGAUUUAACGGAACCAUCUUUGCUUAUGGGCAAACAGGCACAGGGAAAACAUACACCAUGGAGGGUGUAAGAAAUAGCCCAGAAAGGAGAGGAGUUAUCCCCAACUCAUUUGACCACAUCUUUACUCACAUUUCAAGAUCUCAGAAUCAGCAGUAUCUGGUGCGAGCAUCGUAUCUGGAGAUCUAUCAAGAGGAAAUCAGAGAUUUACUCUCCAAGGACCAAGCUCGACGUUUGGAGUUGAGAGAGAGGCCGGACACUGGCGUUUAUGUUAAGGACCUGUCAUCAUUUGUCACCAAGAGUGUGCGGGAAAUUGAAAAUGUCAUGAACGUGGGCAAUCAGAAUCGCUCAGUGGGCUCGACCAACAUGAACGAACACAGCUCCCGUUCUCACGCCAUCUUUGUCAUCACUGUAGAAUGCAGUGAACUGGGGCCGGAUGGGGAGAACCACAUCCGAGUUGGCAAACUCAAUCUGGUGGAUCUAGCCGGUAGUGAAAGGCAGACCAAGACCGGGGCUCAGGGGGAGCGGCUGAAAGAAGCUACAAAAAUCAACCUGUCACUUUCUGCUUUAGGGAACGUCAUAUCGGCUCUGGUGGACGGGAGGAGCAGCCACAUCCCUUACAGAGAUUCUAAACUCACCCGACUUUUGCAGGACUCUCUUGGAGGCAACGCGCGCACUGUCAUGGUCGCCAACAUUGGCCCGGCAUCUUACAACGUGGAAGAGACUUUAACCACGCUACGCUACUCAAACAGGGCAAAGAACAUCAAGAAUAAGCCCCGUGUCAAUGAGGACCCCAAAGAUGCUUUGCUCAGAAAGUUUCAAGAGGAGAUUGCAAAACUGAAGGCGCAACUCGAGAGGCGUACAGGAAAGAAAAACAAGAGGAGGCAUAAAAGGAGGGGCGAUUGUAGCAGUGGCGACGGUCACGAAGAAGCCAGCGAAGAGGAUGACGAAGUGGACGACAACAAAAUUGAUUAUUGGCGGGAGCAGCAGGAGAAGCUGGAGAGGGAGAGGAAAGCCAUCAUGGAGGAUCACAGCCUGGUGGCUGACGAGAAAGCUCAACUCCUGAAAGAGAAGCAGAAGAAAAUGGAAGACCUUAAGAAAGAGCAGGAAGCAGGAGACAUGUUGUCAGCCAAAGUUCGGGCCAUGGAAAGUAAACUCUUAGUUGGAGGGAAGAACAUUGUAGAUCAUACCAAUGAGCAGCAGAAGAUGCUGGAGCUGAAAAGACAGGAAAUUGCUGAACAAAAACGGAAAGAGCGAGAGAUGCAACAACAAAUGGAGUGUCGAGACGAGGAAACUCUGGAGCUGAAGGAGACGUACAGUUCUUUGCAACAGGAAGUCGACAUUAAAACCAAGAAACUGAAAAAGUUGUUUGCCAAACUCCAGGCAGUGAAGGCAGAAAUCCACGACAUCCAGGAAGCGCACAUCAACGAGCGCCAGGAGCUGGAACAGACCCAGAAUGAGCUCACCAGAGACCUUAAACUCAAGCAUCUGAUCAUUGAGAAUUUCAUUCCAUUCGAAGAGAAGAACAAAAUAGUCAACAGGGCUUUCUUCGACGACGAGGAUGAAUACUGGAAGAUGAGGCCCAUCACACAUAUUGAGGAUGAACAUCAGAUGAUGAGCAGGCCGCAGUCCGCCAUUGGUUUCCGAAGGCCUCUCAGUAACCAUGCUCGGAUGGCCAUGAAGGAUAGCCCUGACGUGAGAUAUAAAGCUGAGAACAUCCUUCUGUUGGGCAUGGAAAUGCCAUCGCGGACCACCAAAGAUUAUCAGCAGCCAGUUAUCGCACCAAAGGUAGCGGCGGCUCUGGAAGACGCGCUGAAGAAUGAGGCCGAUCUUCAGGUUGAUGCCUCUGGAUUUAAUAGCAGCUUUGCACCUCCCGCCAGUGCCAGUGGAAGUCUCAGGAAACCAAAAUCGGCUCGACCAAGAACAGGCAAGCAAUCAAACACUUGGACUUCUUCAUUCAAUGUUCACAAUCCACCCUCUCCAAUUUAUCCACAAUCCCGUGGGCUGGUGCCCAAGUGAAAGCUGCGGCCUGCUAUCAACCUCUGCUGUGCAGCUCAAAGGAGAAUGCUUUUUAUCCUGCCCAAGGCAACACUAUUGUGAAAUCUGCAAAAGACACAAGAAAGUAGAAACAUUACUGCUGCUUUGUAGGGAAAAAAUGAAUUGUAACCACUAUUUGCUACUAUCAGAUGCUUUUUAAUCUUUGAGUAUAUUUAAAGAACGUUCAUCACAACACAAGGACUCGUGGCCACGGUGUGCAACAGUCUACUGAACUUGGCCAACUUUAAAGUUCUUAAUGUAAAGAAACCAAAUGGCAAUUUGUCCUAAGAGUUCAAAUAUCCCUUGCUCAGCACAUUCCACAGAAGAAUGAAUCGAGGUGAGGCCAGUUGUGCUCCACGCAGUUAGUCAAGCGCUAUGGGUGACGUCCAGCUGAAAGAGCCCACUUGGGUCAGCCAUCCUGGUUGGCACGGAGGUGGUCUCUAUGCAAGUGAUGAAUGUCAAACUGAAAGCUUCCCACCGCAACAUUAUUCCAAAUGACCAAUAUCAUGUACCCCAUGAUGAAAAAUGCACUUUUUACAGUGGACACACUAAUUGGUCAGCAAGCUGUGAUGCGCGUCAACAUGGACUUUGUGUUCAAAUACUUUUUGUAGAAUUUUCCGACACAAAAUUGACACUUGUCUCAUCACUGACAAGUGCCAUUGUAAUGAGAUAAAUAUUCAAUUAACCCAGUGCUUCUCAAUUAUUUUCUGUUACGCCCCCCCUCCCCACCGUGACUAUCCUAACUUGUCUUGUAAGUCGUAAAAUGUUGCACUGUCGCAAACGUGACAGAAGUAACAAUGAGAGCGCCACUGCCCCCUGCUGUAGUAAACGCGCAAUUACACUUUAUUCUAGUACUGCCAAAAAAAAAGCCUGUUCCCCAGGGUCACACGCGCCCCCCCAGGAAUAGCUUGGGGGGCGCCUGUUCCCCAGGGUCACACGCGCCCCCCCAGGAAUAGCUUGGGGGGCGCCCCCCACUAUUUGAGAAGCACUGGCCUAGGUGACUGAUUCACAAUUUGGUUUUGUCUGAUAUCAGAGAUUAAAUAAAGAAAACCAACUGGCUGA
This is a messenger RNA of Syngnathus typhle (broad-nosed pipefish), 3618 nucleotides long. RefSeq names its product kinesin-like protein KIF3B. The transcript is spliced from 9 exons. Bases 262 to 2538 code for a protein of 758 amino acids. Gene Ontology annotation, biological process: microtubule-based movement. Gene Ontology annotation, molecular function: ATP binding; microtubule motor activity; microtubule binding. NCBI's taxonomy places the organism in Eukaryota, Metazoa, Chordata, Actinopteri, Syngnathiformes, Syngnathidae. The record is from RefSeq and is a predicted model, not a curated record.